GGAUCAUCAUUAGUUUAAUCUUGCAUCCCAACAUCAACAAUCAAUUCUUGUAUAUCCAUUUUUCAGAAGUGAUCCACAAUUAUGUUUCGAAAAGUUUGCGUCUUGUUUUUCGGUUGUUUUUUGUUUUUGAGAGUUAGUUCAGCCCCCCAGGGAUUUCCCUUGAGAGGAAUAACCAAUAUAGAUGGGGCCCCAGAACCGUACAACUACAACUAUAGGGUCGAUAAUCCACCCACAGGAACAUUCUUUGGGCAAGAUGAAAAUGGUGAUGCAGCAGGCAGAGUAACUGGUUCGUACUUUGUCCAGUUGCCCGAUGGAAGGCUGAUGACCGUAGAAUACUUUGUGGAUGGAGAUUCAGGUUUUGUCCCAAAAAUAACUUACCAAACAGGCAACCAGUUGACUGGGAGACCUUUCAGACCUUAGUUACUCAAAAAAAGGAUAUGUAAACGAAUUGUAAACGUUUUUAAAUAAUAAAUAUUGAAUUCUG
Messenger RNA from Harmonia axyridis, 484 nucleotides. RefSeq lists its product as uncharacterized. Gene Ontology annotation, cellular component: extracellular matrix. The transcript is spliced from 2 exons. NCBI's taxonomy places the organism in Eukaryota, Metazoa, Arthropoda, Insecta, Coleoptera, Coccinellidae. The record is from RefSeq and is a predicted model, not a curated record. The coding region runs from base 82 to 420 and encodes 112 amino acids.